CAUUGGCAUCACAGCGGUAGCUACACGCUUAAGAGCUUAGAACCUCUAGUUCAACAAAGCGACCCAAACUAGUUGUUCUACUCGCCGCCAGAUCCGCACACAAUGGCCGCGGAGGUCGAGACCUUCGCCUUCCAGGCUGAGAUUAACCAGCUGCUUUCGCUUAUUAUCAACACCUUCUACUCCAACAAGGAGAUCUUCCUGCGUGAGCUUAUCUCGAACGCCUCCGAUGCCAUUGACAAGAUCCGCUACAUGUCCCUCACGGACAAGUCUGUGCUGGACAGCAACCCGGAGCUCUACAUCCACCUUGUUCCCAACAAGGCCGAUGGCUCCCUGGCUAUCAUUGAUUCGGGUAUCGGCAUGACGAAGGCGGACCUGAUCAACAAUCUGGGCACCAUCGCGCGCUCUGGCACCAAGGCUUUCAUGGAGGCCCUGAGCGCUGGCGCUGAUGUCUCUAUGAUUGGCCAGUUCGGUGUGGGCUUCUACUCCGCCUACCUGGUCGCCGACAAGGUCACCGUCGUCACCAAGCACAAUGACGACGAGCAGUAUAUCUGGGAGUCGCAGGCCGGCGGCUCGUUCAGCAUCCGCCGUGACACCGAGGGCGAGCAGAUCGGCCGCGGUACCAAGAUUAUCCUGCACCUGAAGGAGGACCAGAAGGAGUACCUGGAGGAGCGCCGCCUGAAGGACCUGGUGAAGAAGCACAGCGAGUUCAUCAGCUACCCCAUCUCGCUGUGGACCGAGACGACGGUCGACAAGGAGGUGUCGGACGACGAGGAGGAGGAGAAGAAGGAGGACGAGGAGGGCAAGGUGGAGGAGGUGAAGGAGGAGAAGAAGAAGAAGAAGGUCAAGGAGGUGCAGCACGAGUGGAGCCUGCUGAACAAGCAGAAGCCCAUCUGGAUGCGCAACCCCGACGAGGUGACCAAGGAGGAGUACGCCGCCUUCUACAAGUCCAUCAGCAACGACUGGGAGGACCACCUGGCCGUCAAGCACUUCAGCGUUGAGGGCCAGCUGGAGUUCAAGUCCAUCCUGUUCCUGCCCCGCCGCGCGCCCUUCGACAUGUUCGACCAGCGCAAGAAGCCCAACAACAUCAAGCUCUACGUGCGCCGCGUGUUCAUCAUGGACAACUGCGAGGAGCUGAUCCCCGAGUGGCUCAACUUCGUGAAGGGCAUUGUGGACAGCGAGGACCUGCCGCUCAACAUCUCGCGUGAGACGCUGCAGCAGAACAAGAUUCUCAAGGUGAUCAAGAAGAACAUCGUCAAGAAGUGCCUGGAGCUGUUCGCCGAGGUGGCGGAGAACAAGGACGACUACCUCAAGUUCUACGAGUCGUUCGGCAAGAACCUGAAGCUGGGCGUGCACGAGGACUCGCAGAACCGCGCCAAGCUGGCCGACCUGCUGCGCUACCACUCCACCAAGAGUGGCGAGGAGAUGACCAGCCUGAAGGACUACGUCACCCGCAUGAAGGAGGGCCAGAAGUCCAUCUACUACAUUACGGGUGAGAGCCGGAAGGCGGUUGAGAACAGCCCCUUCCUGGAGCGGCUCAAGAAGAAGGGCUACGAGGUGCUGUUCAUGGUGGACCCCAUUGAUGAGUACGCCGUGCAGCAGCUCAAGGAGUACGACGGCAAGAAGCUGGUGUGCUGCACCAAGGAGGGCCUGGACCUGGAGGACACUGAGGAGGAGAAGAAGCGCAAGGAGGAGUUGGCCAGCCAGUUCGAGCCGCUGUGCCGCCUCAUGAAGGACAUCCUGGGCGACAAGGUGGAGAAGGUGACGGUCAGCCACCGCGUGGUGGACUCGCCUUGCGUGCUGGUGACGGGCGAGUACGGUUGGAGCGCCAACAUGGAGCGCAUCAUGAAGGCGCAGGCGCUGCGUGACAACAGCAUGGCCGCCUACAUGACCUCGAAGAAGACGCUGGAGAUCAACCCCGAGAACGCCAUCAUGAACGAGCUCAAGAAGCGCUCUGACGCCGACAAGUCCGACAAGACGGUGAAGGACCUGGUGCUGCUGCUGUUCGAGACCGCGCUGCUCAGCUCGGGUUUCAGCCUGGACGAGCCCAACACCUUCGCCAGCCGCAUCCACCGCAUGAUCAAGCUGGGCCUGUCAAUCGACGAGGAGGAGGAGGAGGCGGCGGCCGAGGACGAGGACCUGCCUCCCCUGGAGGAGGACGCCGGCGCGGGCGAGGGCAGCCGCAUGGAGGAGGUCGACUAAGCGGGUUCGAGCAGUGUGCGUUGGGGCUGUCCUCAACCGGUAACAGUUGUUGGGGAUCCGGCGGUUGGAUGUGCGAGAGGUGAGCACAUGGUGGAAGGGGAUUUAGUGGAGUUUUUGGCUUAGUCAAAUUGCAGGAUGUGACAAGAGCAUUGUGCAGUUAGGAGAGUAAUGCGGGUAUAUGUGGGGCGGCUAUGAAGUGUGUGGAGGAGGGAGUAUGAGGUGGUGCUCGUACAUGGGAUGCGUUUGGGUGGCAUCGUUUAGUCUCUACACGUUUGUUGAGCGGGGUAGAACCGAUUGGUGCUUAUUUUGAGCGAUCCUCUAGUUAGGAGAGCUCGUUUUUCGAGCUCAGAGUUUUCCUUCUGUGUGGGCAUGUAGCCUGCAUGGGUUGUGGCGGUGGGGUAGGCGGUGUUGAUAAUCACAUACAGGGAUGUGUUGCUCGGUAUACGGGCUCGGACUUUCUUGCCGAAUUGGCACAAAGUGUAACCAAUGACGGUGA
Molecule: messenger RNA, 2695 nt
Organism: Astrephomene gubernaculifera
Lineage: Eukaryota; Viridiplantae; Chlorophyta; Chlorophyceae; Chlamydomonadales; Astrephomenaceae
Source: the annotation of a GenBank genome assembly